Messenger RNA from Solanum pennellii, 1647 nucleotides. RefSeq lists its product as uncharacterized. The record is from RefSeq and is a predicted model, not a curated record. Gene Ontology annotation, molecular function: zinc ion binding. The transcript is spliced from 10 exons. The coding region runs from base 1 to 1647 and encodes 548 amino acids. NCBI's taxonomy places the organism in Eukaryota, Viridiplantae, Streptophyta, Magnoliopsida, Solanales, Solanaceae.
AUGAGAUAUGCAUCUUCUCACACAAAGAGCCUCAUAUGGAGCCGUUUGGAUGCUCAUGUUAACUGUCGUUGUAACGGACUCAAUGAGAGGGGAGUAGACAUACCUGCUAGAAGGAGAAGCAGAAAGGUUAGGUAUGAUGAAGAUAGUGAAGUGUCAAUUUUUGAGCUUGGAAUGGUCUUUGAAGGGGCAGAUCAGUUCAGGAAAGCAGUGGCAGAUUAUGCUGGACUCAGGGCUAAACAGAAAAUUAUGAGGGAAGACAUGGAUGAUUGGAAUCUGGAAUUUGUCAAAUUGUGUGACUAUGCAGAUGUGAUCAAACAAACCAAUCCUGGAAGCUCUUGUUGGCAAGGAUGGUUGGAGGGGUGUAGGAAUAUAACUGGAUUUGAUGGUUGUUUUCUCAAGGGAGCUUGUAAGGGUGAAUUAUUUGUUGCUGUUGGAAAGAAUGGGAACAAUCAAAUGUAUCCCAUUGCCUGGGCUGUUGUGGAUACAGAAACAAAACAUAGUUGGAGCUGGUUCAUAAGUUAUUUAAUUGCUGAUCUAAACUUGGGAACUGGUGAAGGUUUGACUGUGAUGUCAGAUAUGCAAAAGGGACUUAUUCCUGUAUUGUUGGAGUUGUUACCAAAUGCUGAGAAAAGAAUGUGUGCUAGACAUAUAUGGAGUAGUUGGCAUGUUAACUUGAAAGGAGAAGAAAGAAGGAAACAGUUUUGGAGAUGCUCAAAGGCCUCUUUUGAAAGCUUUUUUCAGACUCAUUCCAAGUGUGAUGUUGUAGAAAAUAACAUGUGUGAGACUUUCAAUUCCUGGAUCUUAGCUGCUAGACAUAAAUCAAUUAUUACCAUGCUAGAGGAUAUUAGGCAUAAAAUGAUGAACAGACAUAUAGACAUGAUCAAAUUUGCUGAAACAUGGAUAUCAGACAUUGCACCUAUGGCAAGGGCAAUACUAGAAAGAAACAAGGAGUAUUCAAAGAACUGUAAUGUUCAAUGGAAUGGGGUGAAUGGUUUUGAGAUUAGUGAUGGGGAAUACUCAUUUGUUGUUGACUUGGAGAAGAAACAUUGUGACUGUAGGUUGUGGAUGUUUAGAGGUAUUCCUUGCCCUCAUGCUAUUUGUGCUUAUUAUUACUUGAAUCAAGAUCCUAAUCAACAUGUAGAGCACUGGUAUACGAAGGAAACAUAUCUCAAGGCUUACAAUCAUUUCAUCCAACCAAUACCCAAUAUGAGAAUGUGGCCUAACACUACAAAUCCAUCAAUAGAGCCUCCAAAACCAAGAAAAAUGCCAGGCAGACCUGGCAAGAAGAGAAGAAAGAGCAAGGAUGAGCCCAUAAAAUGGGUAAAAAUUUCCAGAAAAGGAGUAAAGAUGACAUGUUCCAUUUGCAAGAAAACUUGUCAUAACAAAGCUGUGUGUGCAAGAGUUAGAACACAAAGUUCUGUUUGUCCUGAUACCAGUGUUGUGCCAAGAACUGUGCCAAGAACUACCCAAACAACAUCUACAAUGGGAGGUCCUUCUACAAUGGGAGGUCCAUCACAUUCUACUUCCAGAACCACAUAUGCAACUACACAAUCAAGUCAAACAAAUUCUAUUUGUGCUGACACAACAUCUGUGCCAAGACCUGCUCAAAAUAAGAUACCAAUUUACCCAUCACUCAUCCCCGAGUGA